AUGUUUGCAAAAUUCCUUUUCGUACGGGUUUUCCUUGCGAACCUAUUGCAUCUUGCUAUCGCAGUUAGCAAUGGCACGAUUUCUAACUCAUCAGCUGGACCGCCUACCUGUGCCUCCCGUUGCAUGGUAGACAGCAUGUUUGUGACGCAGUGCCUGGACACAAGGUGCCUCUGCAACGAGAAAGACUACCAGAAGUCCCUAUUCCAGUGUCUCUAUUCCCAAUGCGACUCGAAUAAUUACGGCCCGGCUCUCAGCCAUUCGAUCUCGCUUUGUAUGAGCUUUGGUGCUGAGAUCUACAUGGCCGCUCCCAGCAGGGUUAAUGACGAACUCCUGCGGUCUCGCGAAGAAGAUUAUCUCGCCGGGCGAGAAGUCAAAGCAGUUCCACAUCUCCAACUGAGACAGGAAAGCGCUGCCGGAAUAGGAACGACCAUAACUGUCACUACCACCGUCACAGACUUCGUUACGGUGUCUUAUUCCCUCAUCACCUACACCUCGAACCAUCUAACUCCUAGUCCAUUUCUAGAGACGUCACAAGCAGCGGAAGUAACAACCACCUCAUCCAGCCGACCUUGGGUGAUACCUGUAUCCGAAGCAACUGAAGGGGCUCGGUCAAGACCAUCAUUCUUCGGACUGGUCUUGUGGGUUGCCUUUGUUAUUAUGCUCGAUUACUGGAUGGAAAUGAGCAGUCACUAGAACUAGAUGAGCAUAUUUCCAUUGUCGAUUUUAUUUACGACGUGGAUAUGAAAAUUUGCUAUUAGACCAGGGGCAUAAAUGUUAUUAGGGUGCAGAUGAUCGCCCAUGUAAGCUUAGCCAUGC
Messenger RNA from Daldinia decipiens, 816 nucleotides. RefSeq lists its product as uncharacterized. NCBI's taxonomy places the organism in Eukaryota, Fungi, Ascomycota, Sordariomycetes, Xylariales, Hypoxylaceae. Bases 1 to 693 code for a protein of 230 amino acids. The transcript has 3 exons. The record is from RefSeq and is a predicted model, not a curated record.